UUUAUUCAGGAUCAAAAAAUGAGUGGCCGCUUUUCUCGCACAAUCUAUGUUGGGAAUCUUCCCUUGGAUAUAAGAGAAUGGGAAGUUGAAGAUCUAUUUUACAAGUAUGGGCGUAUAUUGGACAUUGAAUUGAAGAUACCACCCCGUCCUCCUUGUUAUUGUUUUGUGGAGUUUGAGAGUUCUCGAGACGCUGAAGAUGCGAUCAGGGGUCGUGAUGGAUAUAAUUUUGAUGGUUGUCGCCUGAGGGUUGAACUUGCUCAUGGUGGUCGAGGGCAAUCAUCCUCAAGUGAUCGCCGUGGUGACUAUGGAGGUGGACGCAGCAGUGGUGGUGGUGGAGCUGGACGUUUUGGCAUAUCACGGCAUUCUGAGUACCGAGUUAUUGUUCGAGGGCUGCCAUCAUCUGCCUCCUGGCAGGAUCUUAAGGAUCAUAUGCGCAAGGCUGGUGAUGUAUGUUUUGCCGAAGUUUCCCGUGACAGUGACGGGACAUUUGGCCUUGUAGACUAUACCAACUAUGAGGACAUGAAAUAUGCUAUAAGGAAGCUUGAUGACACUGAGUUCAGAAACCCCUGGACAAAGACCUAUAUUCGGGUAAGGAGGUACGAUCGUAGCCCAUCAAGGAGUCCCAGUAGGAGCCGCAGCAGAAGCAGAAGUUUGGGAAGGAGCAGGAGCAGGAGCAAUUCCUUGGAGAGAUCUGUCUCAAAAUCGCCAUCGAAAUCUAGAUCUGCAUCUCCAGUGAAACCAUCAAGAGCAAGAUCGAGGUCGAGAUCAGAAUCUCCACGUCCGCGUCAGGUGAGGAGUCCCUGAGCAAACCGAGGGAUUCAUGUGUGUUGAUGCAGAUGCAGCAGCAUAUAACUUGGGAUUUGAUUAUGUGUUUUGUUUAGUAGAUAAAAAGAAAUGGUAGUUUGUGUAGUAGAAGUAGAAUUGAAGUGGUGUAAUGUAAUGUAGUAAUGCGAGUCUUGCUGCUUAUUUUAAUUUUUCGUUCAAAAUGCGGAGUGCUAUUGCUUCAAACAUUGCAACUUAACUUAUAAUUGCAAGCAUUAUCGUUUUGUCAA
Molecule: messenger RNA, 1052 nt
Organism: Cynara cardunculus var. scolymus (artichoke)
Lineage: Eukaryota; Viridiplantae; Streptophyta; Magnoliopsida; Asterales; Asteraceae
Product: serine/arginine-rich splicing factor SR34A
Exons: 12
Coding region: 19-804 (261 amino acids)
Cellular component (GO): nucleus; cytoplasm; ribonucleoprotein complex
Molecular function (GO): mRNA binding
Source: RefSeq, a predicted model, not a curated record